AAAAAGUGCGGCUGAAAAGAUGAAAAAAGUGAUCAAUAUCAGAGCACAAAAAGAGAGAUGCAGAGUAUUAUACGAGGGCAACAAAAAAAUUGAAAGUUGAAGCAUUUGGGCUAAAAAUGGAAGACAAAAAGUGACUCAAAUGGAGACUGAGAUGAAGAGAAGCGAUCACUUGCAAAUUGAAGGUAGAGAGGUUGGGAAAUUGAUGGUCUUCAAAAAACCGUGCGCAGGAGAAGUAUGCUUACCAUUAUAACUACUCCGACGAGUCAUGAAAAAUAGCUCUAAAUUCUACGGAUCAUGCCCACUUUAUAUAGGUAAAGGCGUUUUUUCGGAAUUUUUUGUUGCCUAAUCAUGAAGAUUGUCUGUGGCUUCAUUGGAUGAAUUUUCACUACUCGUUACCCGAGGGCUCAGAGGUGAAUGGGAAGUGUUUGGACGAGAGAGAGAGAGAGAGAGAGGGCGAGACUGCUAGUGACGGCCGCGCCGCGG
Messenger RNA from Amoebophrya sp. A25, 483 nucleotides. NCBI's taxonomy places the organism in Eukaryota, Dinophyceae, Syndiniales, Amoebophryaceae. The record is from the annotation of a GenBank genome assembly.